Aspergillus terreus NIH2624 is the source of this 825-nucleotide messenger RNA. RefSeq names its product alpha/beta hydrolase family esterase. The transcript has a single exon. Gene Ontology annotation, molecular function: feruloyl esterase activity. The record is from RefSeq and is a predicted model, not a curated record. NCBI's taxonomy places the organism in Eukaryota, Fungi, Ascomycota, Eurotiomycetes, Eurotiales, Aspergillaceae. Bases 1 to 825 code for a protein of 274 amino acids.
AUGCGCUAUUCUGCAGCCACCCUUGCCGCCUCUGCGGCUGGCCUAGCCGCCAAUGUCGCCGCAAACAGCGCUGGCUGCGGGACGACCCCAAGCCUCAGUAGCGGGCUGAACUCCCUCACCGUCAAUGGACAAAACAGGGAAUACAUCAUCCAAACCCCCGACAACUACGACUCCAGCACUCCUCACAAGCUCGUGAUCGGCUACCACUGGCGCGACGGUACGAUGAACAAUGUCGUGGAUGGCGGCUUCUACGGACUGAGCUACCUUGCCGGCGAUGUGCCCACCAUCUUCGUUGCUCCCCAAGGCAUUGACAAUGGUUGGGCCAACAGCAACGGCGACGACAUUGCCUUCACCGACGCCAUCCUCGAGGCGGUCGAGUCCAGCUACUGCAUUGACGAGGAGCGCCGCUUUGCCACCGGCUGGAGCUGGGGUGGUGGCAUGAGCUACUCCGUUGCCUGCUCCCGUGCCGACGUCUUCCGCGCCGUGGCCGUGCUCUCCGGCGCCGAAAUCAGUGGCUGCGACGGCGGUUCCGUCCCCAUCGCCUACUUCGGGCAGCACGGUGUCAGUGACAGCGUCCUGCCGAUCGACCUCGGUCGCCAGUUGCGGGACCACUUUGUCCAGGUCAACGGAUGUGAUGCUGCGAGCCCCCAGGAGCCGGCCGCCGGCAGUGGCACGCAUACCGUCACGGAUUACACGGGCUGCUCUGACGGACACCCGGUCCAGUGGGUUGCUUUUGAUGGUGACCAUGAGCCGACUCCUUCGGAUGCGGGGGCCCAGAAUUCUUUUACUGGAGGGCUGAUCUGGGACUUUUUCUCUCAGUUCUAG